Messenger RNA from Anoplophora glabripennis (Asian longhorned beetle), 658 nucleotides. RefSeq names its product endocuticle structural glycoprotein SgAbd-2-like. Gene Ontology annotation, cellular component: chitin-based extracellular matrix. NCBI's taxonomy places the organism in Eukaryota, Metazoa, Arthropoda, Insecta, Coleoptera, Cerambycidae. The transcript has 3 exons. The record is from RefSeq and is a predicted model, not a curated record. The coding region runs from base 68 to 589 and encodes 173 amino acids. Gene Ontology annotation, molecular function: structural constituent of chitin-based larval cuticle.
CACUCGAAAUUUGUGCGCCACAUCCAAACUAAUCUCAAUAGAAUUACAGUACAGUAGAGUUGUUAGUAUGUUGAAAUUUGUAGUAACUCUUGCACUCGCUACAACAGCGUUUGCUCAAGUUUAUCCCAUUUACCAACACUCGACACCUCGACCAUUUACAGUCCAACCAUACGCUGUGCCUAAUUACAACCAAGAAGUUAUCAUCUCCCCUACGACCCCUGUGCCAAGAAUUCAGUCGUAUGUGUCUCAUAAUGCUCAGAUUCCAAUUCUACGCCAGGAUCAAGACGUAAGGGAAGAUGGAAGUUAUCAGUACGGAUAUGAAACUGCCAACGGAAUCGCAGUCCAAGAACAAGGAGUACCUGCAGGGCCUAACGGGGGCACAGCUGCUCAAGGGGGCUACACUUAUACCUCCCCCGAAGGAAGAGUGAUAUCUAUUUCCUACAUUGCUGAUGAAAACGGUUUCCGCGCCGUAGGGGACGCUAUUCCAACUCCACCACCAAUUCCACCAGCGAUUGCGAGGGCGCUCGCUUACAUAGCCUCACGUCGUUCUCAAGUAACUGCGUACACAACACAACCGACAUACUAUUAGAUGUAGAUAAUAGAUAAGUUAUUGUAUUUAUGCCAUAGACCUCAAAAAUAUAUUAUAUUGAUUUGCAAA